UGGAUCUGCCGCGUGCCCGAUGAAGCCGCGACCUGUCUCCAUAGCGACGAGACCCCGGAAAUACACACAGUGAUCAGCUUACUGUGCGUGUUUGUCAGAAAGGAACAGAUUUAUAUCCACCGUGUUUUAUUUUCUUUUUGUUUGUUUCCUCCUGCAAGUGUGUAAGCAUGUCGGAGCUUGAGGCUGAAGUGCAGGGAGAGCCGAGGGACAGCGGCAAGAAGAAGAAAAAGAAAAAGAAAGAGAAGCGAAUGGUCAGUGAGGAAGAGGAGGAGCGGAAACAAGAGGAGCAGGUGGAGAAGGAAGAGGAGCGGAGUGAGAGUGUGUUGAUGCGAGGGAUCUUCAAAGUGGGCAAAAAGAGCCAUGAUGUCCUGCUCACAAGAACCAGACUGACCUGGACCCCCAUCAUCCCGGAGAGUCCCACAGGAGAUGGAAGCGUGCUGGAGGCCGGUGUGCUGCUGCUGCAGGACGUUUACGCCGUGAAGGUGAAGCGGAGGCGCGCAGCGAGCCAACAGUCAGGGGGCGCCGUACUCGGCCUUGCUCUCUUCCACUGCAAGAGGAGAGGAAGGAGGCUAGAGGAGGACACACUGCACCUCCACAAUGCCUCUGCAGAACACACGCACUCCUGGUAUAACACUCUGAAAGAGCUGCUCACAGGAUUCAGCAGCCGUCCCAGGUAUGUGAAGGUGUUCAUCAACCCAAGCAGCCACAAGAAGGAGGCCGUUCAUAUCUACAGAGACCAUGUGGCUCCCCUUUUCAAGAUGGCUGACAUCCGCACUGACAUCACAGUAACUGAUAGGAAGGGUCAUGCUCUCUCAGUGAUGAAGGAAUGCAAACUGGAUGAAUAUGAUGGGGCGGUGUGUGUUGGUGGGGACGGAUCAGUGGCGGAGCUGUGCCAUGCUUUGGUUCUCAGAGCUCAGCUAGACGCAAACUCUCCAGAAAAACCAGUGAGAGCAGCGCUGCCACUGGGAAUCAUUCCUGCCGGUUCUACAGAUGUUGUUUCUUGUUCUGUCCAUGGAGUCAGAGAUCCAGUCACAGCAGCUCUCCACAUUGUUUUAGGUCACCUGCAGCAGGUGGACAUGUGCAGCUUCUUGUCUAACGGUCAGCUGGUGCGUUUCGGAUUCUCCGCCAUGUUUGGUUUUGGUGGCCGGAGCUUAGCGCGGGCAGAAAAGAAGAGAUGGAUGUCAUCGUCACGCCGACGAGAGUAUGCCCUGGUGAAGACGCUGGCCAGGCUAAGACCAGAAGACUGUCAGCUGUCAUUUUUACCGGCACAAAACUCACGCGGCGGUUUGUUUGGGUACCGAGACCAGAGCAAAGACCAAGAACAGGAGUCAGAUUCAGACGUGGAGGAGUCUUGGAUGAGCAAUCAGGGGUUGUAUCUCAGCAUCAGCAUCAUGUCUAUCCCCUGUCUGAGCCCACAUGCGCCUCAAGGACUGGCUCCAAACACCAGUUUAGACAACGGCAGUGCCUCACUGAUUGCAGUAGGUAAUGCUUCCAGGUCAGAGUUCAUCAAGCACCUCAAGAGGUACAGCAGCUCUAGUGGACAGUUCAGCUUCCCCUUUGUGGAGACGCACUCUGUGUCAGCGGUGAAGAUUCGGCCCCGCUCACUGAUUGGCUGGUCUGAGGAGGAGAGCGACGAAGAGGGAGAGUCCAAAACUGCACCGAUCAUCCAAUCAGAGGGAGCCGCCUUCCCCUGGAACAUCGAUGGAGAGCUGGUGGAGAUCCCCAAUGAAGUGUUCAUAAGGGUCCAUCCAAGACUCAUCACUCUGUACGGAGAGGAGGUGGAUGAGGCAGAGUCAACCAUCACGUGCAGCUGCCUCUGACAACAAUACGGAGCUCUGCUCAACUUCUGCCGCCAUGGUAACCAGUCCCACAAUGUGCUUCCCACACUCACUGGCAACGUUAUUGUAAUGUAAAGAGGAAGAAAAUUAUGUUUUUAAGAACUAUUUACAGAAAAAGGCCCACACCAUCACACGUCCUCCACCGUACCCAAUGGUUGGCAGCACCUACAGCAGAACUCGGCUGAUAAAGAUUGUUCUCUGUUUAAAUUAAUGUUUACAUGUACAAUUUUCCAAGAUUUUGUUUUACUUACUGUAAUCUUUUGUUAGUGUGGGUUUCUGCAAGCCAGUUUUUAUCUGUUUGUGUUAAAUUACUCACAUUUUGACAUUUUUUUUAC
This is a messenger RNA of Fundulus heteroclitus (mummichog), 2173 nucleotides long. It is a transcript of the gene cerkl, whose product is annotated as ceramide kinase-like. The transcript has 14 exons. Lineage: Eukaryota; Metazoa; Chordata; Actinopteri; Cyprinodontiformes; Fundulidae. The record is from RefSeq and is a predicted model, not a curated record. Gene Ontology annotation, molecular function: kinase activity. The coding region runs from base 168 to 1820 and encodes 550 amino acids.